Molecule: messenger RNA, 273 nt
Organism: Pipistrellus nathusii (Nathusius's pipistrelle)
Lineage: Eukaryota; Metazoa; Chordata; Mammalia; Chiroptera; Vespertilionidae
Source: the annotation of a GenBank genome assembly
AUGUCGAAGUCCUCCUGGGUCCCGGACCCCAUGUUCUCCUCCCGUGGUUACUAUGAUGCCCUGCAGGACAGUGGCGCGGGGUCCCCAGAUCCGGCCCCCGUGGGCACCCCCGGCACCCUGCAGGCCACACGGCCCCCCCGGAUGAGCGGCAGCUGCGAGGGGCCCCCUCUGAAGCGGCGGGGCGGCCUGGUGGACCACCGGGAUGUCAUCUUGGCCCACCAGGCGCACAAAAUCCACAGCACCCCCCAGGCCAGGAGGAAGGAGUGGGAGUGA